CGGUGUUCUUUAUGAUGUUUCGAAAGCAACAGCAAUUUUGCAGGUGUCGAUUGAUUUAAUCGUUUUAUCAGCAGCAUAAUUGAUGUUUAUUGAAAAAAACUAAAACGUACGAUCGUCUUGACGUAGUGAAGAUUUUCGGGUUGUAUCGGCAUUAAAUAAAUAUCACAGGGGUCACUUGAACCACAACAUGCGAUAAGCCAUUCGAACGGAUUAGAUACAGAGUCGUUCGUUCAGUUUAAGUUUAUAAUGUGAAAAUUCUGGACGUCAAAAAAACUAUUACUUUUCCAAAUUAUGUGUGAGAAAAUUGAGCAACUAUUGUGAUAGUUACGGAGAUGGGACGGUUGCAUAUAAAUCAUAUACAACACCCAGAAAGUUCAGUAAGCAGUACGAACUGCUAGUUGUAAAAUGUGGAGGAUAGAUGUUGGCGAGUGGGAGUGAGAAAGAACCCCCAAAAAUGGGUUUCGAAAAGUCAAACAUGAGGAAGAGACGAAGGCUGUGGUUAACAAUAAUACAACUAAUCGUAGGGAUAAAAUUCAUCGGUGCCGGUACGUUGCUCUAUUUCAAAUUCGAAGACGUAUACGAAAUGAUGCUGCGGAAAGGUCUGGAAAUCAAUCCGACGUCCAAAGCGUUCAACGUGUGGAAGAAGAACGAUCCGCCGUUGAUAAUGAACGUGUACCUGUUCAACUGGACCAAUCCCGAAGACCUAAGGGUGCCCGGAACCAAACCCAUAUUACAGGAGAUCGGUCCGUAUCGGUUCAAGGAAGUGAAGGAGAAGACUAAUAUAAGUUUCGACGAUGUCAGUCAUACAGUUAGUUACAGGCAUAGGAAGUCAUAUUAUUUCGAUGCCGAAAACAGUGAUAGAAAUUUAAGUGAUGUGAUAACUACUUUAAACCCAGUUCCUUUGACGGCAGCGUUCAAAAGUAGGAACGCAGGAUAUUUUAGGAAGUUAGGACUGUCGGCGCUGCUGUCGCAGACGCAUCCAGAAGGCGUUCACAUAACCAAAACGGCCGGCGAAAUACUUUUCGACGGUUACGAAGACUCUCUUUUAAGUGCAAUUUCUUAUAUGCCUUUCAUGGAAACGGCUCCCGAGAGAUUCGGGCUGUUUUACGGGAAAAACGGUACCAUCGGCAGUGACGGAAGCUUCGUCAUGUCAACGGCGAACGACGAAACGUUCGGCCGACUUCUGUCAUGGAACAACGGCACCAGCUCGAAUUUCUACGAGGGCGAGUGCAACAGCGUCAAGGGCUCGGCCGGCGAGUUCUAUCCGCUUAACAGGAAACGGGAUUCCAUCCAGUUCUAUUCGUCGGAACUGUGCAAAUUCGCCACCCUCGAAUACGAACACGACGUCGACAUCAAAGGCGUGCACGGUUAUAAAUACACCGCCAAACACAUUUUUGAUAACGGGACAACAAGAGAAGACAACUCUUGUUUUUGCAUCGGUGAAUGCAUACCCUCAGGCGUUCUGAACGUCUCGUCCUGUCGGGGGAACUCCCCAAGUUUCUUGUCCUUCCCACAUUUCUACGGUGCCGACCGGUACUACACCGACGCCGUUGAAGGACUAGAUCCUGAUAAUCCAAAACACGAAUUUUAUAUAACGAUGGAACCAAAGUCUGGCAUCAUCAUGGACCUCAGUGCAAAAAUGCAGCUCAACUUUUUGUUGCAACCUGAUGAUGUUAUAUCGUUAUACAAAAAUGUGCCGAAGAUCUUCAUGCCGUUCUUCUACUUCGAUCAGGAUGUUCGACUGAAAGAUGAACUGGCGGAAAACUUGAGGCUGAUUCAGAACUUGCCAGAUUAUAGUCUUUACCUGUCGUUUAUUCUAAUUUCCCUUGGGAUAUUAAUGGUGAUAUGGGCGAUAUGUUCCAUGUUCUACUGCAGACAUACCAAAUUACAGUCAAAUACUCAGUGUCAUGCCGGCGAAGAGGUGCCACUACAAAAUAGGAUUAAACAAAUUUCAUAGGUUUAUAUUUUUAUAUUUAAUUAAAUAUUAGGCAAAUAAAAUUAUUUAUAAUUUAUAAA
Molecule: messenger RNA, 2016 nt
Organism: Aethina tumida (small hive beetle)
Lineage: Eukaryota; Metazoa; Arthropoda; Insecta; Coleoptera; Nitidulidae
Product: protein peste
Exons: 8
Coding region: 419-1957 (512 amino acids)
Cellular component (GO): membrane; cytoplasm
Molecular function (GO): scavenger receptor activity
Source: RefSeq, a predicted model, not a curated record